Molecule: messenger RNA, 3867 nt
Organism: Trichoderma citrinoviride
Lineage: Eukaryota; Fungi; Ascomycota; Sordariomycetes; Hypocreales; Hypocreaceae
Product: histidine kinase-like protein
Exons: 3
Coding region: 1-3867 (1288 amino acids)
Biological process (GO): phosphorelay signal transduction system; regulation of DNA-templated transcription; detection of visible light
Molecular function (GO): phosphorelay sensor kinase activity; protein binding
Source: RefSeq, a predicted model, not a curated record
AUGUCACCAACCUCACCCUCCGCGUCAGGCGACCGAGCUGCCCAGAUCCGCCAGAAGCGGGCAAUGAGCGGGCCCUACAGCAGUGUCCAUGCGGACGCCGCUCGCCAUAGUUCAAUCCCUAUAGCGCUGAAUCUAUCCAUCUCAGAUAGGGACGACGAAGAUGGGUCAGAAGCACCUGCUGAUGAGAACGCUGGAGACGACGAGGCAUUGGAGCCGACCGACGCGUCUGUCACGUCGGAAGAUCGUUCCCUGGAGGAGGAUACCCACGUUGCGACACGCUUUACACAUGUCAUAACGGACGAGGGGCAUGCCGUCAUAACAGGAAGAGAUGGAGCCUUGCAAAGAUGCGAAGAUGAGCCCAUUCAUAUCCCAGGCGCCAUCCAAAGCUUUGGCGUCCUGCUGGCGAUGCGUGAAGAGGGUGAAGGUCAGUUUGUUGUGCGGUACGUUAGCGAGAACAGCAAAAGGCUUCUGGGUUAUACGCCCCAGCAACUUUUUCGACUCGAAAGCUUCCUCAACAUCCUGACCGAAGAGCAGCAAGACAACCUCCUAGACCAUAUUGACUUUAUCCGAGACGAGGAUGCUGACCCGGCCGCCAAUGGACCUGAAGUCUUUGGCUUGUCGAUCAAGGGGAGAAAGGAUAAAAAGAGCGUCAAGCUCUGGUGUGCCAUGCACAUCAAUUCUGUCCACCCUGACAUGAUCAUUUGCGAAUUUGAAAAGGACGAUGAUCAAGAGUUCCCUCUCCGGCCUCCGGAAGAGAUGACCGAGCCCACUACUGCCGAUACCCUGAACGGCAACCCCACGCUGGAGCAGAUCGAAGAAAGCACUGAAAUUUUGAGCAAGCCGCUGAGGAUCUUGCGAAGCGCCAGAAAAAGGCGAGGCGACCAAGGUGCAAUGCAGGUCUUUGACAUCAUGUCCCAGGUCCAAGAGCAGCUUUCCUCGGCCCCUGACCUCGAUAUCUUUCUGAAAGUUCUCAUUGGCAUAGUCAAAGAACUCACAGGCUUUCACAGGAUCAUGAUAUAUCAGUUUGACUCUGCUUGGAACGGCAAGGUUGUGGCCGAGCUGCUUGACGCUUCCAAAAGUACCGACCUGUACAAGGGACUCCAUUUUCCAGCAUCGGACAUCCCUGCUCAAGCACGCAGUUUGUACAAGGUGAACAAAGUUCGGCUACUCUACGACCGAGAUCUGGAGACUGCUAGAAUCGUAUGCCGGACCAAGGAGGAUCUCGACAUACCCCUGGACAUGACGCAUGCGUAUUUACGAGCCAUGUCCCCGAUUCACCUGAAAUACCUGGCCAACAUGGCUGUGCGGUCGUCAAUGUCCAUCUCUCUCAAUGCUUUCAACGAACUCUGGGGCUUGAUGGCAUGCCAUUCAUACGGGAAUCACGGCAUGCGAGUUUCUUUCCCGAUUCGCAAGAUGUGCCGCUUGGUGGGCGAUACAGCCUCGAGAAAUAUCGAGAGGUUAUCGUAUGCAUCCCGGUUACAGGCCCGCAAGCUCAUCAACACUGCCCCGACCGAUAAGAACCCCACUGGAUAUAUCAUUGCGUCCUCCGACGAUCUGUUGAGGCUCUUCGACGCAGACUUUGGCUUGCUUUCCAUUAGGGGGGAAACGAAGAUUCUAGGCGUCAUUGAACAGAGCCAAGAAGCUUUGGCCAUGCUUGAAUACCUUCGGAUGCGUAGACUGACAUCGGUGGUUGCGUCGCAAGAUGUUAGAGAAGAUUUUCCAGACUUGCAGUACCCCCUUGGCUUCCAGGUAAUCGCAGGACUGCUCUACGUCCCCUUGAGUGAGGGUGGUCACGACUUCAUCGUGUUUUUCCGCAGGGGACAAAUUAAGGAAGUUCGAUGGGCGGGAAACCCAUACGAAAAGACGCUUAGAGAAGGCACCGUGGGCUAUCUCGAGCCUCGAGCAAGCUUCAAGACAUGGAAUGAGCUCGUCAUCGGCAAAUGCCGCGAAUGGGUGGAGGAGCAAAUUGAAACCGCAGCGGUGCUCUGUUUGGUCUAUGGCAAAUUCAUCGAGGUCUGGAGAGAAAAAGAAGCUGCUAUACAUAAUACUCGGCUGACGAGACUUCUCCUGGCCAACUCGGCGCACGAGGUCCGCACGCCGCUUAACGCCAUUAUCAAUUACCUCGAAAUUGCUCUUGAGGGAUCCCUUGAUCAGGAGACCAGAGACAAUCUCGCCAAGUCGCACUCAGCCUCAAAGGCGUUGAUCUAUGUCAUAAACGACCUCUUGGACCUGACUAAGACAGAGGAAGGCCAUCAUUUGGCUGUCCAGGAGACCUUUGAACUUCUCCCAUGUGUCAACGAAGCUCUGGAUCCGUUCCGCAUCGACGCUGAGAGAAAGGGAAUUGACUAUCAGGUCGCGCACCAUCCUGGGCUGCCUCGCUUUGUCAUGGGUGAUAGCCGGCGGGUUCGUCAAGUCAUCACGAAUAUCACAGCAAACGCGAUAGCGCAUACGACUUCCGGAUAUGUGAACGUGGAUAUCUUCGUGGCAGGAAUUAGGGAAGAUCGCCAAGUCCUUAUCGAGAUUGCCGUUGAAGAUUCGGGCAGCGGCAUGACACCUUUGCAGAUGGACGGCCUCUUCCGUGAUCUUGAGCAAGUGGGCACCGAAGAGUUGGAGCUGCGUUCGCCUUUUGAAGAGAAAGAGAAAGCGCAGCAACAGAUGAAGACUUUAGGGCUCGGCCUGGCUGUCGUUGCUCGUAUCCUCAAAAAUGCAGGCGGCCAGCUGCGGUUGAAAUCCAAAGAAGGGGAGGGUUCCCGAUUUGUGAUCCAGUUGCCGUUUCAGCUGCCCAAAGAAUCGCCAGAGAUGGAGGGCGAGGCUUCUACGAACGGCAUCGUCUCUUCCAGCGAAGCGAUUUCGGCGGCCAAGUCAGAGCCUCUGGCGAAAGCAGGUGAGAUACUCCUGAUUGACCCCAAUAAAAACACAAGCGAGGCAGGGUCUAUGGAACGGCGGAGCAUUGAAAGCCGCCGAAGUGGUAUAAGUCAGGAUGGGAGCCAGAGGAGCCAGAGGAGCGACGCGGACCGCCUGAUCGAUGCCAUCAAGACUUCGUUAUCUAUACAAGACAAGGAGCUGGAUUACUUCGCCGCUGGCCAGCUGCCCACAACCGCAAACUUCGCCGGCACUAGCUUUCCUGUUGCCUUGAAAGAGCCUCUUGUCAACAGGCUGACACCUGUUGACGAGGAUGCUGGCGCCGCGAAGAUCCGUGACACGAGAAUGCCUGUCCGCGCGAUCAAAGUUCCAGACGAAUACAUCGACAUACCCCCUGCGGCCAUGCAUCACAGGACAGGGAGUGUCUCUGAAGCCGAUACCGAUGCAACAGAAUCAAAAGGCCCAACGGGUGCCAUUACCAGCGCUGCUGCAGAUGGCAUCAUCGCACUUCGCGUGCUUGUCGCCGAAGAUGAUCCCAUCAACAUGAAAAUUCUCAAGAAGCGACUUGAAAGGAGUGGUAAUACAAUCCAGCAUGCCGUGAACGGACAGGAUUGUGCAGCAAGAUAUAACGACGGCUCGUCUGCGUUUGACGUCGUCCUGAUGGAUAUGCAGAUGCCGAUUGUCGAUGGCCUGACUAGUACUAAGCUAAUCAGAGCAAUGGAAACAUCAACCGAGCACAAGGGCCACUCGCCCCUGGCCUCCCGAUGUGGUCGCAUACCAAUCUUCGCAGUGUCGGCCUCUCUAGUCGAAGAGCUCAAAGACAUUUACGUCGAGGCGGGCUUCGACGGAUGGAUCCUAAAGCCCAUCGAUUUCAAGAGGCUCGCCACCCUUCUUCGCGGCAUUUACGAUGACGAAACGCGCAAGUCGUGUAUAUACGUUCCCGGAGAGUGGGAAAGAGGGGGCUGGUUCACGGAAUCCUCCAAAGAAGUGGUCGUGAGCCAGUGA